Messenger RNA from Saccostrea echinata, 881 nucleotides. RefSeq lists its product as uncharacterized. Bases 42 to 761 code for a protein of 239 amino acids. The record is from RefSeq and is a predicted model, not a curated record. The transcript is spliced from 3 exons. Lineage: Eukaryota; Metazoa; Mollusca; Bivalvia; Ostreida; Ostreidae.
UGAGUUCUGUGACAACCGUUUGCCUUGUCUUUCUUUUCAAGAUGUUUUUACAAGCCCCUGGAUUGGAUCAAUGGACUGUUGAAAGGAAGAUGGGAAAAUCAACCUACCAAAUAAUUUCAAUUCAAAAAUCCUUCGACAACAAGUUUGUUUAUUAUUCUACUAUGAUCAGAGCACCGAAAAAUACGGAAAUGGAAACAUAUGAAGGAGGCUUGUUUUCUAACUGGAGAAAGAACUCGAAAUGGGAACUAGUGAGCAAUAAUAGUCAUGCUGAUACAGCUCUGUACAAAGCAAGCCUGAAAGGUACGCCCAAUACUUUUCUGAUACCCCCUGUAUGGCUGAAAUCGGAAUCCGAAAGCUUUAGAAUGCAGUACGCUCCUUUUGCAACAAUAGAAAUGCAAACAAACUUUAAGUUCAAUGAUUGUCAAUUUCAAGUGGAAAAGCAGGAAUCUCAGAUAGCUACCCUAUAUAAAAUUACCGUUAGAACCUGCAACUGCAGACGCAAAUUUGAGGGAUCAGUAGGAAAAAUGACUCUAAAUGGAUUCGAGGAAACAGCUGGAUUAUCAGCCUUGUAUUUUUUUCCUGUCCACAUGUUUGAAGGUUUUUCGUCGGAUGACCAAAUAUCCUCUAUCUUCAUUAAUCGCACUGCACUUAUUAAUGAUGGAGUUGACGUCAAGUCUCUAAAGUUCUCUAUCGAACGGGAACAAGAUGACUUGGACAAAGAUAUGGUAGAUGAAUCCAAACUCUAUUAUAAAUUGAUUUAGUCAUGUUUAGAUAAACUGUGAACAUAACCGUAUUAAGUACAGUUAUUUAUUCAAGGAAUUUAAUAGGAAGUUAUAUUGGAAAAAUAUUAUUGAUAUUAGAAUUCUGUCUUUGAUAAUGUU